This is a messenger RNA of Conger conger (European conger), 1666 nucleotides long. RefSeq names its product nuclear receptor 2C2-associated protein (gene nr2c2ap). The record is from RefSeq and is a predicted model, not a curated record. Lineage: Eukaryota; Metazoa; Chordata; Actinopteri; Anguilliformes; Congridae. The coding region runs from base 87 to 509 and encodes 140 amino acids. The transcript is spliced from 5 exons.
GGGAGAUACAUGACAUGCUAGUACUGUCGUAAAGAAAGAAUACGGCAAGUUGCUCCACCCACAAAUUCAGCCAUUCAAACAGGAAGAUGGCUGCCUCGUUGAUUUGUAGCGAGACAUCAAGCAGGGUGAGUUCUGUACUGAACAGAGAUGUCAAACAGUUCGGGAAGAAGUACAUGUUUGACUCUAAUGAAGAGACGUGUUGGAACUCUGAUCAGGGCGAUCCCCAGUGGGUGGUCCUAGAGUUUCCCCAGCCAGUUAAGAUCUCGGAAGUGAAGCUCCAGUUCCAAGGCGGAUUUUCAGGGAAAAAUUGCAGAAUGGAAGGGUGUAUGAAAGAAGCAGAAUUUGAAAAGUUCUCAGAUUUUUAUCCAGAAGACAAUAACUCCAUGCAGGUCUUUCCCAUUCAGGAAGCCCCCUUGGCACAGAAAUUAAAAAUAGUUUUUGAGAACAGUACGGACUUCUUUGGGAGGAUAAUUGUUUAUUCCUUGGACAUCCUGGGAGAGAGAGUUUGAUUGUGUUUGCUUUUCUGGAGGGGGAAGGAGAGAGAUGGUGUGGGACUGAGAUGACGAAAGAGCCGGAGAGCACUUUGAGAUGUGUCCUCAUAUCCGCUCCUGUGCCAAAACAACGAAACGGGCCUUUUAUGGAAAGGGCACAUCAAGUGGAUACCCUGCUUUUAUCCCCCCCCCCCCCCUUUUUUUGGGGGGUAACAGAAUUUUCUUAAGUCUUACGGGUGCCUUAAUUCUAGGGAUGUUAAGAGAUAAGAAGAUAAAAGCAAUUGCGUUUACAGUUGUAUUUAAACCAUAAUUGUAUUACAUAUUCAUAUAGCUGUGACUGGAGACCUGUCCGGGUUGUAUUCCUGCCUCUCACCCAGUGCAUGCUGGGAUGGGCUCCAGCCCCUCUGUCACCCUGACGGGGAAAAAGCCGCUUAGAUAUUGGAUGGACAGAUGCUCUUGUUUAUAUCUUACCUCAGAUACUGUGCACAAAAACGCACAAACUUCCCUUUUCUCCUCCAUUGUCACUUUAUUCGUUUUGCCUUUUCAUCAGUGGACCUGGAUUUCAUUUUCAGUCAGAAAUGUACAAUCAUUCAACAGUGUACCGGGGUUUCCUUCUCUGUAAGAGAGUUCCAACCCCCCAAAAUGAUCCCAAAUAUAUAUAUAAUACAUGCAUAAAAAAAUAUAUUUACAUUAGUACUAGUGCAAACAUUGAAAUGCCUGUCCCUGCUGAAAAGGAAUAUUUGGGGCUUCUCCAUGUCGUCUGAGAGACGCCUGCCCCAGGCCUUCAUCUGAGAGACGCCUGCUCCAGGCCUCCGUCGUUACCCAUAGUGCAUUGCGGUGGUCGUGUAGGGGCCGGCGGAGGCUCUCCCUUCAUCCGGGCAGCCCAGCUGAGGACGUUCUCACACAGGGGAGGACACACUCCCUCCUGGCCUCACGGUCCUGCUUCAGGCCUUUUGCUUCAGCAGUGUCAGAAUGUGCUCCUCAAUCACCUUUUGGACUGAGAACAGAGAGCGGCACUAGUUUCUGAUCCGGCGGUCGUGGUCUCCAACAGAUGUAGAGCUUACGUACAUCAGUGUAACAGUUAUGCUCAUUUUCAGUCUUUUUUCCUGACUUGAAGACCAAAUUUGCCAGUUUAACUUGAUGAUGAAAAAAUAAAAAAUCUCACCAAACAGUUA